CCGCUCGAAAAGUAGUACGUAGCAGAAGAAAAACUAUUUCUACCCUUCUAAUACAUCCACUUCUUAAAUCCCAAAGCUUCUCUCAAUCUGCAUCCACCGGAGCCAUGACAAAAACUAACAGUAUGUAUAGGAAGACGAGCCAGGAAGUGAAAGGGGGAGAUGAUGAACAAAUUCCAGCCAUAGUCAUCCCCAAAGAUGAAUACGAGUGGAAUAAAUACGGACAAAAGCUCAUUAAGAGGAUUGGUAACAAGUAUCGAAGUUAUUUCAAGUGUAGGAAGAAGGAUUGUGGUGCGAAGAAGAAGGUGGAGUGGGCUCCGAGCAAUCCCAGCAACGUCAGAGUGUUAUAUGAAGGAGUUCACAACCACCAACGCUACAUCAUUGAUUCAGAUCCAGUUGAUCUGGCAGCAAUGAUUCAUGCAAACCAGUAUGAUUUAGUUACUCAGAUCUUCGGAACCAGAAACUAAUUAAUUACAUAUAUACUGCAUGCUUAUACUUCAAAUAUUAUUUCUUGUGUUUGUGUGUUUGUAUGUGUCUUAUGAUUGUAUUUUGUGGUGAGUUAUUAAUGUUGUUGAAUGUUAGUAUAUUAUCCUGCAGUUUUCAAUAGGAGUUAAGCACUAAUUAAGUUGGCUAUCAGAAAAAGGUUUUGUUCA
Phalaenopsis equestris is the source of this 650-nucleotide messenger RNA. Its product is annotated as probable WRKY transcription factor 24. The coding region runs from base 105 to 464 and encodes 119 amino acids. Gene Ontology annotation, molecular function: DNA-binding transcription factor activity; sequence-specific DNA binding. Lineage: Eukaryota; Viridiplantae; Streptophyta; Magnoliopsida; Asparagales; Orchidaceae. The transcript is spliced from 3 exons. Gene Ontology annotation, biological process: regulation of DNA-templated transcription. The record is from RefSeq and is a predicted model, not a curated record.